This is a messenger RNA of Angiostrongylus costaricensis, 441 nucleotides long. The record is from the annotation of a GenBank genome assembly. NCBI's taxonomy places the organism in Eukaryota, Metazoa, Nematoda, Chromadorea, Rhabditida, Metastrongylidae.
AUGUCUACGCUCGCACUUUUGGUUGAGGGUAGCGCAUGUGCAUGGGGACGACUGGCGCUCGCUCAUGGCAGUCCGCUGAUGAACCUGUUCUUUUAUGCUGCCAAACAUGGUAUCUGUGUUGAUGUAGUGUCAUUGGUUGAGACGAGUCCACUUCUUCAGCAGGCCACUGAUAUCACUAGUGGCAUUUUCCUGCAAGUUGGACGGCCUUGUAAACUACUUAGCAAUCAUCGUCAUAUUGACGUACAGGAGGUUGAUUAUCGUGCCUCUUGCGCAUGUCAUCAUGAAUUGGUGUCAUCUGGUUGGGUGUGUUCUGUCUGCUUAUCCGUACUGUGCCAGUUCAUGCCGAUUUGUAAAUUUUCCUUUUCUACGAAUCAUAAAAAGAGUAGGGCUCUCAGGGUUGAUCAAUCCCUUGGGGUUGCGCCAUACAUUCGACAUCACUAA